Budorcas taxicolor (takin) is the source of this 956-nucleotide messenger RNA. Lineage: Eukaryota; Metazoa; Chordata; Mammalia; Artiodactyla; Bovidae. The record is from the annotation of a RefSeq genome assembly.
AUGUUUAUACUCAACAUCUUAACACUUAUUAUCCCCAUUCUUCUAGCCGUAGCUUUUCUUACACUAGUUGAACGAAAAAUCCUAGGCUACAUACAACUCCGAAAAGGCCCAAAUAUUGUAGGACCAUAUGGCUUACUCCAACCCAUCGCCGAUGCAAUCAAACUUUUCAUUAAAGAACCCCUACGACCUGCCACAUCCUCAAUCUCAAUAUUUAUUCUAGCCCCCAUCCUAGCCCUAACCCUAGCCUUAACUAUAUGAAUCCCCCUACCCAUACCCUAUCCCCUCAUCAAUAUAAACUUAGGAAUCCUUUUCAUACUAGCUAUAUCAAGCUUAGCCGUAUACUCAAUCCUCUGAUCAGGCUGAGCCUCCAACUCAAAAUACGCUCUUAUCGGAGCUCUACGAGCAGUAGCACAAACAAUUUCAUAUGAAGUUACACUAGCAAUUAUCUUACUAUCAAUCUUACUAAUAAAUGGAUCCUUCACUCUCUCUACAUUAAUUAUUACACAAGAACAAGUAUGACUAAUCUUCCCAGCAUGACCCUUAGCAAUAAUAUGAUUCAUUUCAACACUAGCAGAAACAAACCGAGCACCAUUCGAUCUUACUGAAGGAGAAUCUGAACUAGUAUCGGGCUUUAAUGUAGAAUACGCCGCAGGACCAUUCGCCCUAUUCUUUAUAGCAGAAUAUGCAAACAUUAUUAUAAUAAAUAUCUUCACAACAACCCUCUUCCUAGGAGCAUCCCAUAGCCCAUACAUACCAGAACUCUACGCAAUUAACUUUAUUAUCAAAUCACUACUACUCACAAUGACCUUCCUAUGAAUCCGAGCAUCCUACCCCCGAUUCCGCUAUGAUCAACUAAUACACUUAUCAUGAAAAAAUUUUCUACCCCUAACGCUAGCCCUAUGCAUAUGACAUGUAUCUCUACCUAUUCUCCUAUCAAGUAUCCCCCCACAAACAUA